UAUCAACGGUACCGAGAAAUCUAUGGUUCGCGUCACGUAUAUUUGUGGAUUUUCAGCACUGCCGGCGAACUGAGGAGAACAUUCCUCGCUACAAGUUUGUUUUACUUCGCGUCGCCUCGCGUUGUUGGUCUGUUGAGGUUAGGUUAGGUUACAAAACUGUCUGCGUGCGAAGAUAAAAAUUUCUCCUCGGGCCACGUAGAAUUUCUUAAGAAAGACUGCGAAGACAAUCUAAGGCAAUUUUAGAUCCGUGCCAAAAUAACCGCAAGGAACUUUUGGGUUUGCGACACAUUAAAUUUCCAAAAAAAAAAGAAAGGUCUCGUCAGCUGCGUUGCGUCGAAAUGCCGUUGAUUGUGGUAACUGGCAUACCGUGCAGCGGCAAAACGACGAGAAGCGUCGAGCUGAAGAGCUACUUCGAGGAGAAGUUAAAGGACAGCGGACAGAGCGUGGAGAUUAUCAGCGAGAGCGACGCGAUAAGCCAGGCGGGCCACGAUAAAAAUGUAUACUUCGCUGAUUCGAAGAAGGAGAAGGCCGUCAGGAGCUCGAUAAAGUCCGACGUUCAACGUAAACUGGACUCGAACGACUUGCUGAUACUCGACGGCAGCAAUUACAUCAAGGGAUACCGAUACGAGGUCUACUGCACGACGAAAUUGUACAAGACUCCCCAGUGCACGCUGCACUGCAACCUGCCGAUCGAACAAGCCUGGAUGUGGAACAACCAACGACCCGAGUCGGACCGGUACAACGAGGAGAUCUUUGAGUCGCUUGUGUCCAGGUACGAAGCGCCGGAAAGUACAAACCGAUGGGACUGUCCACUUUUCACAGUUUUGCCGGAGGACGAUCUAACGUGCGAUGAAAUUCACCGCUACCUCUACACGGGCAAAUUGCCGAAACCAAAUCUGAGCACCCAGAACCCGCCGUUGGCGUCCACGAAUUAUCUGUACGAAUUGGAUAACGUGACGAAAGAUGUGGCAAACGCGAUAUUGUCGAUGGGACGACUGGGAGUGAGCAACGAUAUAAAAAUACCAGGCUCGAGCGUCAACUUGGAACGCGCGCCCGCACCGUCGAGACUCGCGAUGUUACGAAGGCAGUUUAUACAGUUUAAUAAGAUGCAACAAAACAGAGUUGGCCAAACCGCGACGUUAUUUGUACAAUAUCUCAAUAAUAAUGUAUGAUAAAACUGAA
This is a messenger RNA of Vollenhovia emeryi, 1182 nucleotides long. Its product is annotated as protein KTI12 homolog. The record is from RefSeq and is a predicted model, not a curated record. Lineage: Eukaryota; Metazoa; Arthropoda; Insecta; Hymenoptera; Formicidae. The coding region runs from base 339 to 1172 and encodes 277 amino acids. The transcript has 5 exons.